Anthostomella pinea is the source of this 1377-nucleotide messenger RNA. NCBI's taxonomy places the organism in Eukaryota, Fungi, Ascomycota, Sordariomycetes, Xylariales, Xylariaceae. The record is from the annotation of a GenBank genome assembly.
AUGGCUCGAAGACGGGAUACCCUCGCCUCCAUUCGUACCACCAGUACACGGUACACAAGGCAAAGUGCCGACUCUCACGAAUCUCGAAGCACUGCGCCUACCUCUCCAUCUGACAGCCCUAGGCCGUCAACCAAAGACUCGAGUUCGCAGGCUCCCCCCAGGUUCCGCCAGGUACAUUAUGGCGAGGACCUGUCGCCGUCGACGAGUCUUUACCCACGGUCAUCUGUCGAGACAUACUCGUCGCAAGCCUCGAUUGCCGAACUGGAAGAGCUGGAAAGGAUGGAAAGUGUGGACUAUUCCGAAAUCCCACCAAUGCCCGUCUACCGACAUGAGAUUGAAGAGACUGAUGUCCGGCCUUCAACCCCUGAAGACUUUGCCAGACUCUUCCCAACCACGAGCAAAUUCUCUAUACGUCAUGACGACUUCACAUCAGACGGCAACAUGAACCUACGUGUGGAUACUGUGGUUUCUGGUCGGCGCAAGAGGACCAUCCAGCUCUUCCAUUUGCGUAUGCACGAUCUCAGCAAACGCGAAUUCUCCCUCCGCCGGUACUGUCGGGACUCUGGUCGCGAAGUCUGCAACUCCAAACGCAAAUAUGUCGAACCGACCAGCCCAAGUCGUCCCCAUAUACACCAAUCAGUAUCUUCGGCAGUCAAGAACCUCGCAGGAAGACCAACUCUCAGCCGUCUGCCGACGGCGGGCUCACUACUCUCGGCUAUCAGUCGACCAGGAACGAGCCUUUCUCCUGUUGAAGCUGACGAGUUCACGGGUGGCUUCACUCACACAAGUGACGUGGACAACACGCCAAAAGCUCGCUCAUUGCCGACAAGUGCCAUAAAAUUGGAAUUUUCCAACUAUGCUCGGGUCGACAUCGACCGCCGAGGGAGCAAGAACGCCAAGAGAUACGAAUUUGAAUGGUGGAAUAGCAAAUACGCAUGGAGACGAGUAGUCGACCAGCUCACGGGUGCCGUCUCUUUCCAUCUUCUCAUGGACGGCAACCACCGUACACCGGUGGCACAUAUUGUACCUGACACGCGGUCACCAGACCAAGUCGCGGCCGACGAGCAUGCUGGGGGAUGGGUCCCGCCGUGCCAUAUGUGGUUCAGCGAUGAGACUCUGUUCGACGACGACGAUGAUGAAGUACGUUUCAAGACAGGUUUCGCAGACGUCGUUGUCGCCACCGGUCUCCUGGCCCUCGUCGACGACUGCAUCAAGCAGCGCUGGCAGCAGAAGAAGGUCCGGCGCAUCAGCCUGCCCGUCCUGGACGGGGAGUUCAUGGGCCCCAGGGCCUUUGUGCAACACCUUCUCCAACGUCGGAACUCGGAUCACCACUCCCAUAGUCCGCUUCGAUAUCAGCGGACAGCCGUCGCCUGCUAG